GCACAGCGGUACCUCAGACUUUUUCUCUGCGGUUGUUUUUUUUUUUGGUUAGUUUUCAAUUCAGACCGAAAAUGAGGGAAAUCGUACAUCUUCAGGCCGGCCAGUGCGGGAACCAAAUCGGGGCGAAGUUCUGGGAGGUGAUAAGCGACGAGCAUGGCAUAGACCCCUCCGGGACGUACCACGGGGACAGCGACCUGCAGCUGGAGCGGAUCAACGUCUAUUACAACGAGGCUACAGGUGGCAAGUAUGUCCCCCGUGCAGUGCUGGUGGACCUGGAGCCAGGCACAAUGGACUCUGUGAGGUCUGGCCCGUACGGUCAGGUGUUCAGACCUGACAACUUUGUCUUUGGCCAGAGCGGUGCUGGAAACAACUGGGCUAAAGGCCACUACACAGAGGGUGCUGAGCUGGUGGACUCGGUCCUGGAUGUGGUGAGGAAAGAGGCAGAAAGCUGCGACUGCCUGCAGGGCUUCCAGCUCACCCACUCCCUGGGCGGAGGGACGGGCUCGGGCAUGGGAACGCUGCUCAUCAGCAAGAUCCGGGAGGAGUAUCCAGACCGCAUCAUGAACACCUUCAGCGUGGUGCCGUCCCCCAAGGUGUCGGACACGGUGGUGGAGCCGUACAACGCCACCCUGUCAGUCCACCAGCUGGUGGAGAACACGGAUGAGACCUACUGCAUCGACAACGAGGCUCUGUACGACAUCUGCUUCCGCACCCUGAAGCUGACCACGCCCACCUACGGAGACCUCAACCAUUUGGUGUCGGCCACCAUGAGCGGGGUGACCACCUGCCUGCGCUUCCCCGGCCAGCUCAACGCCGACCUGAGGAAGCUGGCUGUCAACAUGGUGCCGUUUCCCAGGCUGCACUUCUUCAUGCCGGGCUUCGCCCCGCUGACCAGCCGCGGCAGCCAGCAGUACCGGGCUCUGACCGUCCCCGAGCUCACCCAGCAAAUGUUCGACUCAAAGAACAUGAUGGCGGCCUGCGACCCUCGCCAUGGCCGCUACCUGACGGUGGCCGCCAUCUUCAGGGGCCGCAUGUCCAUGAAGGAGGUGGACGAGCAGAUGCUGAACGUGCAGAACAAGAACAGCAGCUACUUCGUGGAGUGGAUCCCCAACAACGUCAAGACGGCCGUGUGCGACAUCCCUCCACGCGGCCUGAAGAUGGCUGCGACCUUCAUUGGGAACAGCACCGCCAUCCAGGAGCUGUUUAAGCGCAUUUCCGAGCAGUUCACCGCCAUGUUCCGCCGUAAAGCCUUCCUGCACUGGUACACCGGAGAAGGCAUGGACGAGAUGGAGUUCACGGAGGCUGAGAGCAACAUGAACGACCUGGUGUCUGAGUACCAGCAGUACCAGGACGCCACGGCUGAGGAAGAGGGCGAGUUUGAGGAGGAGGGUGAAGAGGAAAUGGCCUGAAGCGACUCGCACAGUCGUCCUACUAUGCAACAUUGAAGGUCACGUUAAGGCUACUAUGCAACAUUGAAGGUCAUGUUAAGGCUUUUUUCUGAAUGAAGUCUGUUCCCAGCUGUUGACAUCUUUUCAGUCAUUUACAAGUCUAAUUUGUUGGGUUGAAUAUAAUAAAGGUUAUUAUUUGAACUCCAA
This is a messenger RNA of Salarias fasciatus (jewelled blenny), 1595 nucleotides long. RefSeq names its product tubulin beta-4B chain. The record is from RefSeq and is a predicted model, not a curated record. Gene Ontology annotation, molecular function: GTP binding; structural constituent of cytoskeleton; GTPase activity. Gene Ontology annotation, cellular component: microtubule. Gene Ontology annotation, biological process: microtubule-based process. The coding region runs from base 72 to 1409 and encodes 445 amino acids. The transcript is spliced from 6 exons. Lineage: Eukaryota; Metazoa; Chordata; Actinopteri; Blenniiformes; Blenniidae.